AUAAGAACUAUUCGGAUUAGGAGCAGAGCUCACUCUCAGCAAAAGUGUCCACUCCCCUGAUGGAAGGUCAGAGUAGCCCUCCGACCGGGGUCAGCUACAGCUCCGAGACAGCCAAUGCCCCCUUCCACAUAACCCGGCGAAGGUCGUACCUGGUUGUCGCCAUCCUGUUCCUCAUUAACCUCUUGAACUAUAUGGAUCGCUCCAUCAUUGCAGGUGUCUUGGAUGGCAUUCAGAACUACUUUAAAAUAAAUGACGCCUCUGCUGGUCUAUUGCAGACAGUCUUUAUCUGCAGCUACAUGAUAUUGGCUCCUUUGUUUGGUUACCUGGGUGAUCGAUACAACCGGAAGAUCCUCAUGUCCAUUGGAAUACUCAUUUGGUGUGCUGUGACACUGGCAGGAUCCUUCAUCACUAAGUCUUAUUUCUGGGUGUUGGUCUUUUGCCGAGCCUUAGUUGGUGUUGGGGAAGCCAGUUAUUCAACCAUUGCCCCCACCAUCAUUGCUGACCUCUUUGUGGAUGACGCAAGGACCUUGAUGAUCUCCAUCUUCUAUAUUGCCAUCCCAGUGGGAAGUGGUCUGGGCUACAUCCUUGGAUCUGGCGUAAUGAGACUAUCUGGCAACUGGCACUGGUCAAUGAGGGUGACCCCGUGUGUAGGACUGGUGGUCGUCAUCUUGCUGAUUCUAUUUGUUCCAAACCCUCCACGAGGAGCCUCUGAACAGCACACAGACUCACCCGAAUCCAGCACCUCCUUGCUGCAGGAUCUCAAAUACCUCUUCACAAACUGGAGUUUUGUGCUGUCGUCCUUUGGCACUGCCGCGGUCACGUUCACGACCGGUGCGCUCGGAUUUUGGGCUCCCAUCUUCCUGCUGCGAGCACAGGGCACUAAUGGCUCCCCUCAGCGCACAGUCAACACAUCACAGGACAGUUUAAUAUUUGGAGCCAUUACCUGUGUGACGGGAAUCCUCGGGAUUGGAAUUGGAGCUGUGCUUUCAAAGCAUUUUAAAAAGAAGAGCCCCAGAGCUGACCCUCUCAUCUGUGCAACCGGCAUGUUGAGUUCUAGUCUCUGCCUCUACCUUGCCAUUGUACUGGCUAAGCAUAGCAUUGCAGCGACGUAUGUUUUCAUUGCCUUGGGAGAGACGUUACUCGCUUUGAAUUGGGCAAUUAUUGCAGACAUUCUCUUGUAUGUUAUUGUUCCAACUCGUCGCUCGUUGGCAGAAGCAGUGCAGAUAACCAUCUGCCAUGUCCUGGGGGAUGCCAGCAGCUCCUACAUCAUUGGCAGUAUCUCCGACGCUAUCCGGAAGACCCGUCCAGCCUCCAGCUUUUGGAAGUUUGUGAGCCUGGAACAUGCCUUUCUGCUGUGCCCUUUCAUUGCUGUUGUUGGAGGCGCCUUAUUCCUUUGGACAGCAAACCAUCUGGAGGAGGAUCGGCUGAAAGCGUCACAGAUCAAUGAAGAUUCAAUGCAAGUGACCCCCAACCCAAGAGGCUAAGACACCACUGUCAUGACUAUGCUCAAGGCAAGGCCUAGGUCUAACCGACCAGCUAUCGAGUUGAGGAUUACCAGAGCUGACAUCGAUGUGAUAUUGUCACCAAAAAUAUUUUUGGUUCGGACUCUGAUCCUCAAACUUUUGCCUAUAUCCUUUUGCCCAAAAUACUCCUGAAAAUAGAAAUCUGUUUUCCUUGUCUGUCCUGUCAUCAUAAGUGUGAACAAAAAUGUGUAUGCGUGGAGAUUUUAAAAGGGUACAGUUUAAAUUUG
Stegostoma tigrinum is the source of this 1750-nucleotide messenger RNA. Its product is annotated as protein spinster homolog 3-like. Gene Ontology annotation, cellular component: membrane. The record is from RefSeq and is a predicted model, not a curated record. The transcript has 13 exons. The coding region runs from base 60 to 1484 and encodes 474 amino acids. Gene Ontology annotation, biological process: transmembrane transport. NCBI's taxonomy places the organism in Eukaryota, Metazoa, Chordata, Chondrichthyes, Orectolobiformes, Stegostomatidae. Gene Ontology annotation, molecular function: transmembrane transporter activity.